This is a messenger RNA of Hevea brasiliensis (rubber tree), 969 nucleotides long. RefSeq lists its product as uncharacterized. The record is from RefSeq and is a predicted model, not a curated record. NCBI's taxonomy places the organism in Eukaryota, Viridiplantae, Streptophyta, Magnoliopsida, Malpighiales, Euphorbiaceae. The coding region runs from base 1 to 969 and encodes 322 amino acids. The transcript has 2 exons.
AUGUUUACUUCGAAAAGUUGGACAACUAGUAAAUCGGCUAAAGAGGUGAAAGGCAAAAAGUGUGAGAGGAUGAUUUUGAGUCCUGCCUUCUGGAAUCAUGUUGUUUAUGCUCUUAAGGUUUCCGGUCCUCUUGUUCGUGUGCUUCGACUUGUUGAUAAUGAAAAAAAACUAGCUAUGGGAUAUAUUUAUGAAGCCAUGGAUAGGGCUAAAGAAGCCAUUGCCAACUCACUCAAUGGCAAUGAAGAGAAAUACAAGAGCAUUUUUGAGAUUAUUGAUGCAAGAUGGUUACUUCAAUUGCAUUGUCCUUUGCAUACUGCUGGAUACUUUUUGAAUCUUGAAUUUUUUUAUCCAAAUAAGAUGAGAAUUGAAUCUGAUGAAGAGGUUAAUACAGGAUUGCUUUCGUGCAUUCAUAAAAUGGAAAAAAAUUCAGCAAAAGUUGACUUGAUGAAAUUGAGAGAUACAAGGCAGCUGCAGGGACCUUUGGUUUUCCUUCUGCUAUUAGAGGAAGAACAACCAAAUCUCCAGCUUCAUAGUAAGAAAAGAAAUCGGCUAUUUCAAGAAUGCUUGGACAAUUUGGUAUAUGUGAAGUACAAUAGAGCAUUGCUACGCCGACACACUUUUGGGGAUAUCACAACACCUAUUGAUUUGGCAAAUAUUGAUGAAAGUAAUGAGUGGUUGCUUGGUGAAUUAGAAAAAGGCGAUGGGGAUGAUAAUGAUGAUGAUUCUCUUGUUUUCAUGAAUGACGUGUUGACCUGGGGUGAUGUUGGUAGAGCAGCUGGAGUUUCUGAAUCUCGUUAUGAAUCGAGAUCGAUUGCAAGAUCAACACCAGUUGAAACUCCAUCAUUUCGAAGGCCUCGUGCAAUGAGAGGUGCAUCCUUUUCGCAAGUUGAUGAUGAUGAAGAGGAGGAAGAAUUUGUGAUGGCCGUUGUUGAAAAUGAAGAUGAUUUUGGAAAUCUUGAUGAUGAGUAG